AUGAAAGUUAUGCAUAGAAAUGGUUCUGAUUAUCAAACUAAAUUUAUUCUCAUUGGAUUUACUUUUGAGCCAAGAGUGCAGUCAUUUUUUUUGGUCUUGUUUUUUAUUAUUUAUUAUACUUCUUUAUUAGGUAAUUUAGCAAUAAUUUUCACUAUCUGGUUGAACAAAUGUCUCCACACCCCAAUGUAUUACUUUCUUUUCAGCCUGGCAUUUUUGGACAUUUGGAUUAUAUCAACCACUGUUCCGAAACUUCUCACAAUCUUGGUAAGUAACAACAGAACCAUCUCUCUACCUGGUUGCAUUACUCAGCUUUACUUCUAUGCAUCCUUUGGCGCCAUGGAAUUGUAUCUUUUGGCAGUCAUGUCAGUGGAUCGUUAUGUUGCUAUUUGUCAACCACUGAGAUAUCAUUCAAUUAUCUCCAGGAGGACUUGUCUUUGGUUAAUUAUUUUAUCUUGGGUUACAGGGUUCUUUUCUUUCAUCUAUCCCAUAAUCCAGAUGCUUGAUUUCUCCUUUUGUGGUCCCUUUGAAAUAAACCACUUCUUCUGUGACUGCUCUGCUGUAGCAGAGAUUAGCUGUUCUGAUAUUACAGUAUUUUACCUAUUCUUUUCCAGCAUUGCCUCAGCUGUAAUUCUGGGUUCAUUCAUCAUAACUUUGUUGUCCUACUGCAAUAUUCUCAUCACCAUCCUGAACAUCCCAUCUGCUGAUGGAAAAAAGAAAGCUUUCUCAACUUGCACCUCACACUUCACUGCUGUCUCCUUAGUUUAUGGCAGCUCCAUCUUUAUAUAUGUGCGCCCUGCUGAAAGUUCUUCCCCUAACCUUAACAAAUGGGUUGCUCUUCUAAAUAGUGUCAUGACUCCUCUACUCAAUCCAUUCAUCUAUAGUCUACGUAAUAAACAGGUUCAAGAUGCCUUAAAGUUACUAUGUGUAGUAAAAGAUGAAUGA
Bombina bombina (fire-bellied toad) is the source of this 942-nucleotide messenger RNA. RefSeq names its product olfactory receptor 6C4-like. Gene Ontology annotation, cellular component: membrane. The coding region runs from base 1 to 942 and encodes 313 amino acids. Gene Ontology annotation, biological process: G protein-coupled receptor signaling pathway. The record is from RefSeq and is a predicted model, not a curated record. The transcript has a single exon. Gene Ontology annotation, molecular function: G protein-coupled receptor activity; olfactory receptor activity. Lineage: Eukaryota; Metazoa; Chordata; Amphibia; Anura; Bombinatoridae.